CCCCGACACGGAGUCGAGCGAAACAUCAGGAGUUUGAAGCGUGUUUGGAAGCUUCAGUGUCUGAGAAAGAAGCCGAAGGUGGAUUUUAAGUGAAACCUAAAAGUUGUAUCAGGAGAAGAUCACCUGAUUCCAGCAAAUAUGGAAGGAAAACUCACUUGUGAGCAGUGUGGGAAGAGUUACACCCACAAGCAUCAGCUGAAGACACACCAACGCAUCCACAGUGGAGAAAGACCGUAUAAAUGUGAGCAGUGUGGGAAGACUUUCACCCUGAUGAGUCAACUUAAGAGACACCUACGCAUCCACAGUGGAGAGAGACCAUAUGACUGUAAACAGUGUGGGAAGACUUUCACCCAGAUGAGUAGCCUUAAGACACACCUUCGUAGCCACAGUGGAGAAAGACCAUAUGAGUGUUACCAGUGUGGGAAGAGUUUCACCCAAGCGUCUUACCUUAGGACACACGUACACAUCCACAACAGAGAAAGACCAUAUUCAUGUGAGGAGUGUGGAAAGGCUUUCAUGAGAAAGGAGGCGCUGAAAAUCCACCAACGCAUCCACACUGGAGAAAGACCACAUGGCUGUGACCAGUGUGGGAAGACUUUCACCCAAGCGUCUACCCUUAGUACACACCUACGCAUCCACAGUGGAGAAAGACCAUAUGAGUGUGAAAAGUGUGGGAAGACUUUCACUUACGUGUCUAGCCUUAAGGUACACCUGCGCAUUCACAGUGCAGAAAGACCAUAUUACUGUGAAACAUGUGGGAAGACUUUUGCCUUCCUGUGUAUCCUUAAGAAACACCUACGCAUCCACAGUGGACAACGACCCUAUCACUGUGAACAGUGUGGGAAAACUUUUACACAGAGGAGUAGCCUUAAUACACACCUACGCAUCCACAGUGGAGAAAGACCAUAUGACUGUGAACAGUGUGGGAAGACUUUCACCCAGAUGAGUGAUCUUAAGGCACACCUACGCAUCCACAGUGGAGAAAGACCAUAUGACUGUGAAGAAUGUGGGAAAACUUUCACCCAGAGGAGUAACCUUAAGUCACACCUACGCACCCACAGUGGACAAAGACCCUAUCACUGUGAACAGUGUGGGAAAACUUUCACCCACAUGAAUAGCCUUAAGUCACACCUACGUGUCCACAGUGGAGAAAAACCAUAUGACUGUGAACAGUGUGGGAAAACUUUCACCCACAUGAAUAGCCUUAAGUCACACCUACGUGUCCACAGUGGAGAAAGACCCUAUCACUGUGAACAGUGUGGGAAAACUUUCACCCGGAUGAAUAACCUUAAGUCACACCUACAUGUCCACAGUGGACUAAGACCAUAUAACUGUGAACAGUGUGGGAAAACUUUCACUCAAAUGAAAGGGCUUAAGGCACACCUACGUGUCCACAGUGGAGAAAGACCAUAUCACUGUGGACAGUGCGGGAAGACGUAUAUCCAUAUGAAUGGGCUUAAGGCACACCUGUGCAUCCACAGAGAAACACACAGAAACAGUUUGAGUGUUACCAAUGCGAACAAAAAUUCUUGCCACACUCUGCUCUCUCCUACCAUCAACACAGAUGUGAAUCAUCUUUUGGCCCAAACAGUACCUGAGCAUCAGAUGACGACAAGAAACGCAGUGUCUGAACCAGCAGCACCGACUUCUUCUGACAAGAACAUCAAACUUAAAACCCUCCAGAUCAGACUCCAUAGAGUCCAGAUGUAAGGCACACCUAUGCACCCACAGAGGAGAAAAACCAUAAGACUGUGACCGGUGUGGGAAGGCUUUCAGAGAGAGAGAGAGAGAUACUUUAUUAAUCCUGAGGGAAAUGCAAGUAUUCAGCAACUUUACAUACAACACAUUACAGAAAACAGACAGACCCACACAAAACAAACUAAAACACAGUGGGUUCGUUACCAGGUUGACAUUAAGGUCAGCAUAUAUACUUUAAAAUACUCUUGCUACAGAACUCCCUCUAAAAGAGCUUCAGAAUCAGAAUAGCCUUUAUUGUCAUUUGACGGCACAGAGUACAUCAAACAAAAUUAAGAUCGAUGAUUAGGGACAUCGUGCUGCCACAGAACCCUUUUCUUUGAAAUUUGCAGUGAAGAACAGAGGAUAAUGCGAACACAAGCAUAAGACCGGUCUCACACUCUGUCCCUGACUGCGUCACCACCUGUAGGAAUUCCUUCUCGUCGUCACUCACCGCUCCAAAGUGCUCCUUAAUUUCCACCAACAGCAGCAGGGUCUCUCUGCAUGCUGCUGUCUUUCCAGUUUUGCGAUAGACCGGGGCAACUCCAAGACCAAUUAGAAGGUGUCCCGCUAUCAUAAAUCCAAAUAAGUAGAUGUCUUCAAUAUCCUCCACCGACAGAACCAACAGACACACCACCCUCCACUCAUCCCAAGCGUCAAUGGUGAAAUGAUUUUGUUGUUUUAGUUCCAUAUCUGACAACACACACAUGUGGACGCUUAUGCCUCAUCCCAUACACUUCAGUUCAGACCAUCACUGUAACUUUACUGUUUUAGAUAAACCUGAUCUGCAGUCACAUGUUUGAAUGUAAAAUAAUUGUUAAUUACUUCCGCCAAGGAGGUUAUGUUUUUGCCAGGGUUUGUUUG
Sphaeramia orbicularis (orbiculate cardinalfish) is the source of this 2598-nucleotide messenger RNA. RefSeq names its product zinc finger protein 420-like. The record is from RefSeq and is a predicted model, not a curated record. The transcript has 2 exons. The coding region runs from base 139 to 1710 and encodes 523 amino acids. NCBI's taxonomy places the organism in Eukaryota, Metazoa, Chordata, Actinopteri, Kurtiformes, Apogonidae.